This is a messenger RNA of Cyprinus carpio (common carp), 1342 nucleotides long. RefSeq names its product interleukin-12 subunit beta-like. Gene Ontology annotation, biological process: cell surface receptor signaling pathway; positive thymic T cell selection. NCBI's taxonomy places the organism in Eukaryota, Metazoa, Chordata, Actinopteri, Cypriniformes, Cyprinidae. The record is from RefSeq and is a predicted model, not a curated record. Gene Ontology annotation, molecular function: transmembrane signaling receptor activity; protein binding. Gene Ontology annotation, cellular component: alpha-beta T cell receptor complex; external side of plasma membrane.
UUGGAGUGAUGACGGAGAGAGGAAGAGAGCCCUUAGUAAUUUAGCAGAGAAUAACCGCGCGCGUCUUUUAGUUGUAAUUUUAACACUUGUUCAUUCUGAGCUCGAGGGGAACUCGUUCUAAGAAUCUGAGGACAUUUGCCCAAGGGUACGUGGGAGUUAUGUGUGGGAAUGUAUGGGAUAAAAGCACGCACUGACCCCAGUAGAGGACACACGACGCGCAGCGGACAAUCACUCAAGAUUUUUCGCAACAACUGACACAACAGCAUCGAAGAUGGCUUGGUUGAUGACGUUCAUCCUUCUCUUUUGUUUGUCCAUAUUGAGGAUAUCUGCGCUUAAUAUUUUCCCUGAAAAAUUUAAACUGGCUGAAAGAGGCAAAUCUGUUACCCUGACCUGUAGAACAGAUAAAGACAAAAUCACAUGGAGACGUGAGGACACAAAUAGCAUAGUGAACAUAUUACAAUCAAAUUUUGAAAAACCCAGUGGGCGGGAUUUGACCCUGAUUGACCUUCAGGAAGACCUGACCGGUAAUUACACUUGCUGGAGUGAUACGGGUCUUGAAGACUACACCUAUCUCCUGCUCGACAAGUCUAAAGAAGCUACAGCUUUUAAAAUCAACUGCACAGCUGAAACCUUUUCCUGCACUCAAAAAAUCAAAUGUGCCUGGACCUCAAAUGAAUUUACUGCUUUCAGACUUCGCAAUACAAGGGAUAAUGGUGACUGGGUGUCACAGUCUGUGGACGGGGUUUUUCUCCCACAUUCAACCAAUUCAUAUUCUGAAGAGUCUGAGCGGCUGCUGAUAACAGGGGAGGCAGUUUCCACAUGCUGCUAUAUGAAAACCGACUACAGCUUCUUUCUACGAGACAUUGUUAAGCCAGCAGAUCCAGGCAUUUCAAUCUGCACUAUAGAAAAUGAGGGGAGUGAUGAGCAAACCAUAGAAUUAGAGGUGAAGCCUCCCUCGACCUGGCCGCAGCCCCACAGUUUCUUUCCUCUUAAGCAUGAGAUUGAGUAUGAGAUACGGCACAAUGGAGAGCUGAAGACUGAAGAAAGGGAGAGCUCAAAGAUCAAAUUGGAGGGCUCCAUCACGAAACUAAGGGUCCGCUGCAGAGACCUGCUGCUCCUCUCUCAGUGGAGCGAGUGGAGCAAGUGGAAAAACGUAAACUAGCGAUUUAAACCUCCCUUCCUCCUGAACCCUUUAUUUAUAUCUCCCGUCCCAUUUUCCAAUUCCUUAUUUAUUCUUUGUAUAUGUGUUUAAGUAUGAAUGAUCAUGUUGUUGGUUGCGUAUGACUGUUACGCACUGAUUGUAUGUACCAUUUCUCUGUCCUAUUAAAAACCCUUGCUCCUC